Molecule: messenger RNA, 2685 nt
Organism: Annulohypoxylon truncatum
Lineage: Eukaryota; Fungi; Ascomycota; Sordariomycetes; Xylariales; Hypoxylaceae
Product: DUF300-domain-containing protein
Exons: 5
Coding region: 573-2201 (542 amino acids)
Biological process (GO): transport
Molecular function (GO): transporter activity
Source: RefSeq, a predicted model, not a curated record
GGUGUACGUACCUGUGGCAGCAGUUUUUCUUGGCUUUUCGGCCUGUAAUUUCAAAACCUUCGCGAAUUGGCUGGACCCCGUGCGACUUCUAACAUCCAACGGGGCUGAGCAUCGUCUUUCCUUUGUUCUCUGCCCAAUUCUACAACGCAUCCUGCGCAUCCCACACUUUACAUUAUUCUACCUUAUCUCUUCAUCAGCACAUCAACGCUAACCCGUACCAUUCAACCUUCCCCAUUCCAUUUCCAUAACUUCUGCAACCCGUCAGAAUAAUCUAACCCGCCGGUCGGCUACGUCGGUUCGAUAACGAAAUACCGAAAUUCAAUUCGACUUCCCUUCAAAAAGUUCCGAUCUACUCCUGUUUCCGCUCCUGUCGCAACUGUCACAUAAAUCACCACCUCGCGCAAGACGUAGCCAUUAGUUCAAUACUCUCAUUGAAAGAAUACUUCACAAACUUGACAUUGGUAGGAGGAUAGGGUAGUCCAAGGAUCGAACCCAACAGUUAAUAAACGAACCGCCGAACCUUCCUCUGGUAUUCGCUUCGCUUUCCGGAUGUUCGAGUCGGAACCGGCGCGAUGAAUUUAACAUGUAAUUCAACGUUGGAGGAUAUGAAGAUCGGGUCGGAGGAGAAGAUCGCAGGACCCUUAACCUUCCAUCAACUCGCCCUCAUCAUCGCCGGCGCCAGUACGAUAAUCGCAUAUAUUAUGAGUUUCUAUUUGAUGUGGCGACAUGCUAUUAACUACACCAAGCCUCUCGAACAGAGACACAUCAUCCGCAUCUUAUUUAUGGUCCCCGUAUACGCCACCUCGGCUUUCCUAUGUAUAUGGUAUUACUGGCAUGCCGUUUACUUCCAGGUUCUCAGCGACUGCUACGAGGCUUUCGCCAUCGCUUCUUUCUUUGCCCUCUUGUGCCAUUACGUAGCACCGGAUUUGCACGAGCAAAAGGAGUUCUUUCGACAUAUGCGCCCGAUUAAACCAUGGGUAUGGCCUGUGAAUUGGUUUGCCAAAGCUUGCGGCGGGAACAGGGGACCUUGGAGAACUCCUCAAAGCGGCCUGACAUGGUUUAACAUUAUUUGGAUCGGUAUCUACCACUACUGUUUCAUCAGGGUUGCUAUGACUAUCACUGCUGUUGUGACACAGUAUUAUGAAAAGUACUGCGAGAGCUCCAACAGCCCCGUUUUCGCUCACAUCUGGGUGAUUGCAAUCGAGUGUAUAGCAGUAACCAUUGCUAUGUACUGCGUCAUUCAGUUCUAUGUCCAGCUAAGAGAGCCACUAGCCGAGCAUAAGCCUUUUCUAAAGGUACUAGCCAUCAAACUAGUCAUCUUCUUGUCCUUCUGGCAAACUAUCGCUAUAUCCCUUGGAACGUCCACCCUUCAUAUUGUGAGCGCGAAUGCUGUUCUCGCCUAUCCGGAUUUAAAAGUCGGCAUACCUAGUUUGAUGCUUUGCGUCGAGAUGGCCCUCUUUUCGAUUCUGCACCUCUGGGCAUUUCCUUACGCUCCAUAUGUCGAAAACGCCAAGACGAGCUUCUACCCCGUUCCCGAUCCCUCGAUGGGAAUACCGCCUCGCGAGAAUGAGCAUGGUCCUAAAAUGGGCGGCUUCAUGGGGUGGAAAGCCUUUGUUCAUGCUCUCAACUUAUGGGAUGUUAUUAAGGCCUUUGGCCGUGGUAUGCGAUGGUUAUUUGUUGGGGUUAAGCGCCGUAAACAAGAUCCUAGCUACCAGUCCAAAUCUGAGGAUAUCGAUACUAGUUAUCCCAUGAAGCCUUACGCGGGCGGCCCCGGUAACAAAGGCACGGAUCAUUUACCGAUCGCCAAUGAAUUCCGCAGAAGCGCAUUUGGGAUUCCUCAGACACCCAACGAACCUGUUCCUGAGGAGAGCGCCGGGUUGAUUACGAAUGCGCAACCGAACCCUGCUAGUCCCCCAAGACAGCAACCCAAUCCGUACAGGGACCCGAGGCAACCUCAAUUAUACGAUCCUAGCCCGUCAGGGAUUUACACGCCAUACGACGACGACCGAGGUGACCUUGGGUCCGCCGGACGCGCGCGGUACGAGUAUGAUUCCAACGAAGUCAACAGCUACCAAGGUGGAAGCACGGCGGGCUGGAGUGAGCCUCGAGGCGCACCCAGGCCCGGUAGGAGAACUUCAGCACAAGUCCACGUUGGCAAUGCACUAUGGGGCGACCGUAAUAUGCGCGGCGGCGCGAUCUAAUGCAGUUCUUCAAUGGUGAAGGCGCAUAAGAUUUUAUUCUUUAUUCACUACCUUGGUACGGUGCAUAUUUGGUUGGUGGGGUCAGCCUUGAAGCUUGGCGUUCUGGGAUCAUUUGAAAGGUGUUUGCUGAGGCAUGGCGUUUUAGCUGGUCCGCUACGUUUACCAGGCGGGACUUGAUGAUAUGUUUCGCCUUUUUUAACUGGACUGCUUGGACGGAUCAUUGCAUUUCGGGCACCAUUUGGCUUACGAUCUGGAAAGUAGCUGGUCCGGUUGGUUGCUAAAAGACAUAUAGAUAGAUACCUUUGUGUUUGUUGUCUAAUGAAAUGAUAUGCAAUAUUCUGCAAUAUCUCAUUAUAAUGAUCAUGUAAGAUUACCUCGUAUGAGUUUAGGAGCUCUGAGAGUAAUAUUGGCGCACGAAGUAUGUGUUAGUUGAUAUCUCGGACUCGCAUACAAUCUCACUAUAGGACUAGCCUCAACAGCUAUC